Molecule: messenger RNA, 774 nt
Organism: Wickerhamiella sorbophila
Lineage: Eukaryota; Fungi; Ascomycota; Dipodascomycetes; Dipodascales; Trichomonascaceae
Product: Proteasome subunit beta type-2
Exons: 1
Coding region: 1-774 (257 amino acids)
Cellular component (GO): proteasome core complex
Molecular function (GO): threonine-type endopeptidase activity
Source: RefSeq, a predicted model, not a curated record
AUGGCUGGCCUCAGUUUCGAUCACUAUAAACGCAACCAGCACUUGGCUGCUAAAGGCGUUGCUACUCAGAAGUUCACGUCCACGGGAACAACAAUUGUCGGCUGUAAGUUUGACAAGGGUGUAAUCAUUGCUGCCGACACCCGCGCCACCGCCGGCAUGAUUGUGGCGGAUAAAAAUUGCGCCAAACUGCAUCGCCUAGCGCCAACUAUUUGGUGUGCCGGUGCCGGAACCGCCGCAGAUAACGACAAAGUUACCGAGCUCGAGAGCUCCAAUCUGGAAUUGCACUCUCUUUGGACCGGUAGAGCUCCUCGGGUAGUGACCGCGCUCACUCACCUCAAGCAGCACCUAUACAAAUACCAGGGCCAUAUUGGCGCUCAUCUUAUCUUGGCAGGUACAGACCCUACUGGCGCCCAUUUGUUUUCCAUUCACGCUCACGGUUCCACCGAUGUUGGUCCCUACAUGUCGCUCGGCUCUGGUUCGCUAGCUGCGCUGGCCGUUUUGGAAUCAAAAUGGCACGACAGCCUCACCAAGGAGGAGGCAUUGGCGCUGUGCGCUGAGGCUAUUGAGGCUGGUAUUUUUAACGAUCUUGGCUCUGGUUCUAAUGUCGAUGUUUGUGUUAUGGAAAUCGGCGAGCCCGCCCGUUUGCAACGCGGCUUCCGCAUGCCCAAUCCAAAGUCCGUCAAAUCAAGAAACUACAAGUUCGUGCGGGGCACAACUCCUUUCUUCGACCCUGAACCCCAAGAUGCUAUGGUCGUUGACGAGGUUGCCGCCUAG